UGGCUUCGGCUCGCUGAGCUCUACGUAAACGACGUUAGUUCGUGAGGCGCUGGCUGAGCGGUAACGUCACGGUCACGGGUAACGGUUAAACUAAAACAGCUGUAACAAUUUCCAACGACAAGCAAAACGUGCUUUGCAAAAAUGUAUUUAAGGCAAUUCAUUUUGCGCGAGUAUCAAAACAAAUUCUAAUUUGUCAACACUACGGCUAAACAAAGUUGUUACCCAGUGCUGCAAACUUCUGUGCACAUAAACGAGUGUUGACUGUGUGCGUGUCGCGCGUAAAAUGUAGAAAGUGAAAGCGAACACUGCGAAUCUCCUUUAAAGUUGAACUAAAGUGUAUUUAAAGUAAAAAAUCAUUUGAAUCAAUAAACCAAAAGCAGGCGCCAAAAAAAGAAAUGUUGAAUUUAUAUUACACACGCACAACAGCGAAAAGCGGCGCCCACUUUGCGGCAAAUGUGGCAGAGCGAAAUGCUGUGUGAAAUGUUUAUGUGAGAGAUGUUGUGAGACAAAAAGGACUCGAAAGCAGCUGUUAUUGUUGUUGCCCGAACGGGGUCAAAAGUUCGUGUGUAAGUGAGCCGGACCCCCUCUGUCUGCCUAAUUUCGCCGCAUCCACUAACUAACAGCACUAAUACUUGUUAAAAGCCCUCAAGUGCAGCUGCCUGUGUGCGCCUGUGUGUGUGUGUGUGUGUGUGUGUGUGCGUGUGAGUCAGUAAGUGUGAAAGAGAGGCCAGAGCUAGCUGGCAGAAGACGCUGUCCAGACAAAAGCGUCAGACAAGUGCGCCCAAAUAGCCUACGGAUACACACAUACAGCUAAAACACAGCUGCACAUGCAGACACUAUAAUCGUAUGUGUGUGUGUGUGUGUGUGUGAAAGACAAACUAGGCCAAUUCGCGAGCGAGACAAAACCAUAAAGCAAAGUGCAACAAAAAGUAGCAAACAAAAAAAAAGAAUAUAACUAAAAACUUCUUCUGCCACAUUUGUCAAUGACUGAGGCCAACGACUCGCGUGACUUGGAGCAUAACAAUAACCGACCCCCGCUGGGGCAGCCACCUCUCCUCUGUCUAGCUGAAGGCAAGCUUCGCGCAUAAAACAGAAGCUGGGCAAUAGAAAAGGCAAACAGCGCACGACUUUGCCCGAAGCCAAAACAGAGUUGCCUUUUGUGCCCGUCUGGCAAUUGGCCAAGUUAAUAAAGAGCGUUAGCGAGCGCGCCGGCAGACGCCGAUAAUGACGUUGCUGCAGCAGCAGCUGCUUCUGAUGUUGAUGAUGACGCUGCUAACUUGGUUAUUGCUGCCAGCAUAGAAACUGUCAGCCAGACAGAUAGACAGACAGAGCUAAAACAAAAGCGUUCCCCGUUACGCCCAGCCAACCGCCACGGCCCCACGUUCCGGUCCGGGCCAGGACCAGGCUUACUGCAUUUCCGGUUGUUGUUCCUGUCGCCGCUGUCGCCAACAUCGCCAUGCCACUCCAUAUGGCCCAGAGCAUCUGCGUGGCAUGGCUGCUGCUACUCGCUGUGAUUGUUUUAAGCGAUAUGACAAAUGGCGGCGUGCAUGGACCCAUCGAGGGCUAUAACUCGUUGGAUGAGCUGACUACAAUGCCGGCAGGGCUGGCCACGAUGCCCACCGCCGCCUACACGCAUCCCAAAUGGAUGGAGCCAUAUUUUGAUCCCUCAACGCCACGCAAUGUCACCGCCCUCAUGGGCAAAUCCGCGUAUCUCAGUUGCCGCGUGCGCAAUUUGGCCAACAAAACGGUCUCCUGGAUACGGCAUCGGGACAUACACAUAUUGACAGUGGGCUCCUAUACGUACACGUCCGAUCAGAGGUUUCAGGCCACACAUCAUCAGGAUACCGACGACUGGACGCUGCAGAUAAAGUGGGCCCAAAAGCGAGAUGCGGGCAUGUACGAGUGCCAGAUAUCAACGCAGCCCGUUCGCAGUUAUUUUGUACGUCUGAAUGUUGUCGUGCCAACGGCGACCAUACUUGGCGGACCUGACCUUCACGUUGAUAAAGGCAGCACCAUAAAUCUCACUUGCACUGUAAAGUUCAGCCCCGAGCCGCCGGCCUACAUCUUCUGGUACCAUCACGAGGAGGUCAUUAAUUAUGAUUCAUCAAGAGGCGGCGUGUCGGUAAUUACCGAAAAGGGCGAUGUGACAACCUCAUUUCUGCUCAUACAGAAUGCAGAUCUGGCCGAUUCCGGCAAAUACUCGUGCGCCCCCUCGAACGCAGAUGUUGCCAGCGUGCGUGUGCAUGUUCUAAAUGUUCGGGCCAUAAUUUCAGGUGAACAUCCGGAGGCAAUGCAAACUGGCUCAUCCGGUUGCCAGUACAAUUGGCUGACAAUUGUCAUGCUGCUGGGCCUGGUGCUCGGUUACAGUCAGCGGCAGCAGCAGCAUUGUGCCACACUCGCCACAUGGGGCACUCGCAGCCGAGACGUCACGCUCGCGGCCAGUGAAAGUGACAUCCGAAGAACAACAACAUCAUCAGCAGCAGCAGCGGCAACAGCAGCUGCGAAACGUGCUGCUGCUGGCGGCGGCCUUGAAGCGUCGCCUGCGGCCAGCCGCAGCAGCAGCAACAGUCGACAGGCGUGCCACGCCCACGCCCACGCCCACGCUAAACGCAGCUGCCACAGAUGAUCGCAUGCAGCCGGACUUAACAACGCGAACUAAGCAGCCACAUGAAAUGUGUGCGCGAAUGUAUCCACAAUGUGUAUGUAUCUAUAUAUCUCAAUGUGUAUGUAUCUGUAUCUGUAUCUGUAAGUGCAUAUGACGGUCACGACUAGCUAAAUACUGGCAUAUUUAGUUAUUUGUCAAGUCCUGUUGCCAGUUAUAAACUAGCAAUUCAUAUGUGUACAACUCUUAAGUAGAUGCUGCCGCACUCCUAACAAAAAUGUUCCCUCGCCC
Molecule: messenger RNA, 2893 nt
Organism: Drosophila montana
Lineage: Eukaryota; Metazoa; Arthropoda; Insecta; Diptera; Drosophilidae
Gene: dpr6
Product: defective proboscis extension response 6
Exons: 7
Coding region: 1457-2626 (389 amino acids)
Biological process (GO): synapse organization
Cellular component (GO): neuron projection membrane
Source: RefSeq, a predicted model, not a curated record